Molecule: messenger RNA, 786 nt
Organism: Anisakis simplex (herring worm)
Lineage: Eukaryota; Metazoa; Nematoda; Chromadorea; Rhabditida; Anisakidae
Source: the annotation of a GenBank genome assembly
AUGAAUUCGAUAUCGAUGUCGUAUUCAUUACUCGUGAUGACUUACGAUCGGAUCUAUGCCCUUCGCGAUCCGUACGGCAAUCGACCACUUUGUGUUGGAUCAACUCGAAAACCGUUUGCGUUUGUUGCUGCAUCAGAGACGUGUGCGAUUCAGUCGAUUGCUGAAGUGAAGUGUGAGGUGAAGGCUGGUGAAAUCGUCGAAAUCUCUCGUCAUGGUAUUCGGUCGAUUUUCCAGAUGCACUCAGCAAAGCCAUCAUUUUGUAUCUUCGAAUAUGUUUAUUUCGCACGUGCUGAUUCCAUUAUAGGAGGUCGGCAAGUUCAGUCGGUUCGCGAAGAAUGCGGUCGUAUCUUGGCCGAUGAAUCGUACAUCGAAGCCGAUGUGGUUAGCACCGUACCAGACUCAGCAUCAGCCGCCUCAAUUGGUUUCGCAAAACAGAGCGGUAUACGAUAUGAACAAGUUUUGCAUCGAAAUAGCUACGUGGGUCGUUCGUUCAUUCAGCCGAGUACCGAGUUAAGACAAAAAGUGGUUUUGAAGAAAUUCGGUGUUAUCAGCGAGAAUGUGAUCGGUAAAAGGAUUAUAUUGGUCGAUGACUCGAUCGUUCGAGGAAAUACGAUGGCAAAAAUUGUUCGCAUGCUCAAAGCAUACGGUGCAAAAGAGUACCAAACGAAGAUCGCGCAGCAGAGAAAGGGCGUUCUUCGCCAUUCAGAAAGCUUCUUUCGCCACGAGCAGGCCUUGUUCUGCCUCAGUCUGAGCGAUAUUUUUGCUUCAUUACAAAAAUGUCUUUAA